AUGGCGAGUAGGCUUGGGGAAUCGACAAACAGGGAGCCCCCAAACCCAGAUGCUGGACAUUUCGAGUAUAAUAUUUGCUUCGACUUGGUUCAGGACCCGAUUGUCACACGAUGCGGUCACCUCUUUUACUGGCCUUGCCUUCGCACCAACGACUAUCGUUACCGUACACAUCAUAACAACACAAUCGACUACACCAUCUUGACCCAACUGGCGUGGCCGCACAGCGUAGCCCAGCUAUACCAUCUUAACCCGAUCGCCUUCAUCAUGCCGUCGUCGACUCAAAUUUGCGUUGGGCGAUGCUCUAAACACUGUGUGCAGCGACGAACAGAGCUGCUGUGCUUUGCCGCCGCACGUGAAGAUGAGCUUCGCCCAUCGCGAUGA
This is a messenger RNA of Fraxinus pennsylvanica, 381 nucleotides long. The record is from the annotation of a GenBank genome assembly. Lineage: Eukaryota; Viridiplantae; Streptophyta; Magnoliopsida; Lamiales; Oleaceae.